Amphimedon queenslandica is the source of this 1709-nucleotide messenger RNA. RefSeq lists its product as uncharacterized. The record is from RefSeq and is a predicted model, not a curated record. The transcript is spliced from 6 exons. The coding region runs from base 1072 to 1575 and encodes 167 amino acids. NCBI's taxonomy places the organism in Eukaryota, Metazoa, Porifera, Demospongiae, Haplosclerida, Niphatidae.
GAAGAAAGAGAUUAAUAAAUAUUGUAUGUGUUUAGCAUGCUUUGAGAGCUAGAAAGUCAGUACAUCUACCUGUUCAAAUUUUAAAUUAACUCUACCAUAGAUUGCUCUACUGAUUGUUUGAUUACAAUACUAUGCAUAGCUAUCCUUUUAUAUGGAGGGAUGGACUUAAAAACCACAGAAGGUUUGGCAUUUAAAUACAAAGUAUUGACUGUCUAUUCGUCACCUGUUCAUGUACACACGCCCCGCCAAACUGCAUUAAGCCAGUUGCUACUGCUUCAAACACUUUGCUUUGGCUGCCUCUAGUUCCAGGCGUGAUAUUGGAAACUGAAAGAAGAGAAGGAACAAGAGGGAACUCCCUACCAGCCCAUGCCCACGAGACGGAUGGGCAGUCUUUACCUCCUCCGUGCUGCUGAAAGGCAAGAUCAACAGGUGAGUAGUGAAAGUAUGCGGUUUGCUCACUGAAAAUGUAAUACUACACUGACACUAUCUCCGCGCUGACUAACUAUCUACCAUGAAUCCCCUUAAAGGAGACUCUUUAUAAUAAUAGCAUACAGCAGACUAACUGCUGUAUUUAUUGUCCUCCUCUGUAGCACCUCUACUGUGAUGUGAAAAAUCUACCAAUUUAAUGCAUGGAGGAGAGCACCUUGUGCUUUAGAUAAAUAAAUUACUGAAUUAUAAUAGCUCGAGCAAUAAUAAAAUAGAUACAGUAAUGGCCUAUUGUUGUGUACAACAGUGUCAGUAGCUGGUCAGAUCUAAUCAUUACAAAGUGUAGACUUGCCCAGUGGUUUAGCAAAGACAGCCUUCUUUUUGAAUUUCAAAGCAUUCAAAAUUCAAACCACUUCAAUAAUAUGGUUUCACCAUUAAGCCUAUCACAGCUUGUGUGCGUGACUCCCUUCUCAUAUUACAGGUUACAAGAGGCAAAAGAUUACAUGGAAAUAAAACCAACACUAGAGCUCUUGAUUACAGCAAGAGGAUGGAGUCCUUAUCAUUCUCAUAAUCUCUCUGUGCAUUAUACCAGGAGGAGCAUCAGGAUUAAACAUCAACACAGGAGAGGAUGAACAGCAAUACUUCAUGCCGUCCAUCAGCGAUAUACUUAAAAAAGGACAAGUUGGAUUGAUCGAUAAGUUUGGUUUACAUGAGCUCCAGCCAGUUGUUGAUUUAGUACAGAUAGCCGUUAAGGGCCACUCGAGUGGAAGGAAUGAAUUUGUUCACAUUAAAGAUGACAGGCUGGCUUUUGGAGAGGUUAAAGAGAGUAGCUAUACAACCAACAGCUUGUUCUUCCUUUUAAGCUAUAAAGAUGAUCUGUACAACCCUCACAUGUAUCUAUUGGCUGAUAUUACUCUGACAACAGUCAUGUAUGCUAAUGCUACCAAUGGAAAUAUAGAGCUCAAGCAUUUUGAGAGCAUGCGAGACUCUCGUACCCAUUUUACGAUAAAGGGGCCAUUACGAAAUUGUGUACUUAGUGGAUUAGAGAAUAAAGUGAUGAGUGUCAAUGAAGCAGGAGGUAGUAAAUUCUCUAAAGGAGCAGGAACAAAUUUGAGCAUCAAGACUCUAGGAAGCGUCUUGCUCCAGUAACACUAACUAAUACGUAGCUAAGCUAAGACUAAUAGUUAAUUAAUAAUUAAUGUGGAAUGACUGAAUGAUGAAGAUGGUGUAGAUUAAUUAAUAAUUUUUUUUGUAUUAAAUGACUUUUGAUUAAUUACAGUCAA